ACCAUAUGUACGUUCUUUGCAGUCCUGGAAAAAGCAAUGAAAGUUGAAGAGAUUAAAAUUAAACUAAUUGAUAGGAUCAAAAGAGAAUUGGAGGCACCAAUAUCAAUUCCACUGGAUUCAAUCGCAUCCGCAAUGCUGAUGGUAAACGUGUCACCUCCGGAAGGAGAGUGUGACCUUACUUUAAAGAAUCCUACGUGCAUAAAUGAAGCAACUGUACCUGGUAUGGGAAUUUUAUUUAAUUACCAUCAAAAAACCGUGAAUUUCACCUCCAAAGGCCUUCUGGUUGCCUACUGUGCCGAGAUCAAUUCUAGAGAUAAGACAAUCCCUGUGGCUGGUGGCCCUUCUCCUCCGAUCCCUGAAGAUGUUGAUGUUUCUCUGGUACUCUCUUCCAGCAUAGUCAAGGCACUAGUUACUGAUGUUGGAAAGGAAAGCUCUGUAAAGUCAAAAGAAGGGGAAAUUAAACUGAAGAUGAUAAGCUAUAAACUGGACAACGAAAGGGCCCAAUUAAAUAUCCACUCUGAUGUGAAGGAGAAUGGUGUCAAGACUGCUACAAUAACUUCGCUUGUUGACCUCUCCCAUGGCUCUGUGAUUAGUAAUGGCUACUUGCUUGGUAACGUCAGCCUUUUAAGCGCUGAACACAAGAUAGAACCUCCUGAUAACGAAGUUGCCAAAGAAAUGGGAAAACGGAUGGUUUCAAGGCUGGUGAGCAAAGCAAAUGAGCAUUUAAGACGCAUGAACGUGCCAUUCGGUCCAGAAAUUAAACUUUUAAACAAAGCCCCUGUUCAAGUUGAUUCUCAGGGUCACCUGGUAGCAAGUAAAUAAACCAACUCACCUGAAGCCAGGAUGAGUUUUUCCAGUCUUCACCAGAAGAGUGCUGCAAGACCAACAAGUCCUGACAUACCUGUUUUCUCUGACGUUCUGAGCCAAGAACAUUCACAUGAUUGCAGGAGUUUUUGAGUAUCAAAGCAUAACUACCUACUGGUACUUGAUUCUAACUCAUCGUUUUUAAACAAAUGGGUGAAAAGCUAUAAGUAUGCUUGGCAACGUGUACUUUUUUGCAUUUCCAUCAGUGUUUACUCAAUAAAUGACCCCAUUUCUUCGCAAAAAAAAAAGUGACUCAUUUCCUUAAUUUUCUAAAAAUAGGGGGAUUUUAUCUGUGGCUAAUUAUUAGUAAAAGUAUCAGUCGUUUGGGACAUGGGUAAUCAGCCAUACUGAUUUAAUGUACAUCACAGACUAGGAAAUGGAGCAGGCCAAACGGCUUUCUUACCACACUUACUUCCUUAAUUACUGCACAAAAACAGGAAAUGGGAAGUUUGAUAAGAUCACUCACAUGCAAGAGAUGUAGAAGCGUUUCUGGACAGCAAGCUCAUUACAAGUCAGUAGCGUGGCAGAGUAACCAAACACAGCACUAAUGAAGUCCGGGCCUUCACUGACGGAAGUUUAAUUUUCAGAAUGAAUGAGAAGAUAGUCCUAUUGGGUUCUGCCCCCAUCAAACCACAUUUGAAUAAAAACAUUUAAUUCUCCACAUCAUGUUUUAGGAGGCAUAUUGAUAAAGUGGUGGGUGAUCAGGAGGGAAGGGGAUUUGAAAGAAUGUCAUAUGGAUCACUUGGAGAAACGAGGGAAGUUUAACCUGAAAAGAAGAUUUAGUGGGGAUGUAUAAGAUUGCUGCCUUCAAUUACUUAAAGGAUUACCAUGUAGGAAAGGGAUUAGAUUGGUUCUUGGUCUCAGAGGGUAGAACUAGGUCUAAUGGGGGUAGGGGUGAAAACUACAGUGAAACACAUUUUACUUCAAAAUAAGUUCCUCCCAUUAGUUCUAAUUGUUCUUUACAUCAUGACUAAUGGGAAAAUACGCUUAAUAUUAAUGUAUAA
Messenger RNA from Phascolarctos cinereus (koala), 1868 nucleotides. NCBI's taxonomy places the organism in Eukaryota, Metazoa, Chordata, Mammalia, Diprotodontia, Phascolarctidae. The record is from RefSeq and is a predicted model, not a curated record.